Messenger RNA from Eublepharis macularius, 2411 nucleotides. It is a transcript of the gene RORA, whose product is annotated as RAR related orphan receptor A. Gene Ontology annotation, cellular component: nucleus. NCBI's taxonomy places the organism in Eukaryota, Metazoa, Chordata, Lepidosauria, Squamata, Eublepharidae. Gene Ontology annotation, molecular function: RNA polymerase II cis-regulatory region sequence-specific DNA binding; zinc ion binding; nuclear receptor activity. Bases 152 to 1555 code for a protein of 467 amino acids. Gene Ontology annotation, biological process: negative regulation of inflammatory response; regulation of transcription by RNA polymerase II. The record is from RefSeq and is a predicted model, not a curated record. The transcript is spliced from 10 exons.
GCUCGGCGGGGGCGGAGGCGGGGGCCGGCCGGGGCUGCCUGGCAGGCGGCCGCCGCUGCUGAGGCGGAGAAGCUGCCCGGCGGCGCCCGGAGGACACACGCGCGGCGCGCCCGCUCCCGCUCCCCCGGCCGGCUGCGCAGCGCAGCGCAGGAUGUGCCUGGUGCUCGCCGCGAUGAAGGCUCAAAUUGAAAUUAUUCCAUGCAAGAUCUGUGGAGACAAAUCAUCAGGAAUCCAUUAUGGUGUCAUUACCUGUGAGGGCUGCAAGGGUUUUUUCAGGAGGAGUCAGCAGAGUAAUGCCACGUACUCCUGUCCUCGUCAGAAGAAUUGUUUAAUUGAUCGAACGAGUCGAAAUCGUUGCCAACACUGCCGAUUACAGAAAUGCCUUGCUGUGGGAAUGUCUCGAGAUGCUGUAAAGUUUGGCCGAAUGUCAAAGAAGCAGAGGGACAGCUUAUAUGCAGAAGUGCAAAAACACCGGAUGCAGCAGCAACAGCGAGAUCACCAACAGCAGCCUGGAGAGGCAGAACCUUUGACACCCACAUACAAUAUCACUACGAACGGGCUCACGGAGCUGCACGAGGACCUCAGUAAUUACAUUGAUGGGCAUACCCCUGAAGGUAGCAAAGCAGACUCUGCAGUUAGCAGCUUCUACUUAGACAUACAGCCUUCUCCAGACCAGUCGGGGCUUGAUAUUAAUGGAAUCAAACCAGAACCGAUAUGUGACUACACACCAGCAUCGAGCUUCUUUCCUUACUGCUCGUUUACAAAUGGAGAGACUUCUCCUACUGUGUCCAUGGCAGAAUUAGAACAUCUUGCACAGAACAUUUCUAAAUCACACAUGGAAACUUGCCAGUACCUAAGGGAGGAACUGCAGCAAAUAACAUGGCAAACCUUUCUACAAGAAGAAAUUGAGAACUACCAGAACAAGCAGAGAGAGGUAAUGUGGCAAUUAUGUGCGGUGAAAAUAACAGAGGCGAUACAGUAUGUGGUGGAGUUUGCCAAACGCAUUGAUGGUUUUAUGGAAUUGUGUCAAAAUGAUCAAAUUGUGCUUUUAAAAGCAGGGUCUUUAGAAGUUGUAUUUAUCAGAAUGUGCCGUGCCUUCGACUCCCAGAAUAACACAGUGUACUUUGAUGGCAAAUAUGCUAGCCCCGAUAUCUUCAAGUCAUUAGGUUGUGAAGAUUUCAUUAGUUUUGUUUUUGAAUUUGGAAAAAGUUUGUGUUCUCUGCACCUUACUGAAGACGAGAUUGCGUUAUUUUCUGCCUUUGCUUUAUUGUCUGCAGACCGUUCAUGGCUUCAGGAGAAGGUAAAAAUAGAAAAGCUACAGCAGAAAAUUCAGUUAGCACUUCAGCACGUCUUGCAGAAGAACCACCGAGAAGAUGGAAUCUUAACAAAGCUAAUAUGCAAAGUGUCUACUUUAAGAGCACUGUGCGGGCGACAUACAGAAAAGCUUAUGGCAUUUAGAGCAAUAUAUCCAGACAUUGUGCGACUUCAUUUUCCUCCAUUGUACAAGGAGCUGUUCACUUCAGAAUUUGAGCCAGCGAUGCAAAUUGAUGGGUAAACAUAUCACCCAAGCACUUCUAGAAUGUCUGAAGUACAAACUUUAAAAAAGGAAAAAAAAGAUAUACGAAACCAAGACACUUUAUGUGGCCCUGCUUAGACCUAGGGAGCCAACUCACUGCACAUCUUCAGGGUCAGGCAAAAAGGAUGGGAAAAAUAAAACAAAAGUUGAACUUGUUUUUCUCAUGCAUAUGAUUUCCAUUAUGCCUACCGAUCCGGACCCUUUUUCUGUCUCAACUUCUCAGUCUUUGACCUCUGUUUACACAGAUUGAGGGUACUAAAAAUCAGGAGGGUUUCCUUUUUCUUGUAACUCACUGCCCACAGACUUUCAAUAGAACAAGGUUUUGUUAGUAAGGCCGGCGUCUCCAACUAGAAACCAGCGACUGGUGUGCACUGCAGAGGCUUCAGUGUCAGUUUUGCACAGCUUGCUCAUUGUUUCAUGAAGGACGAUUUCUUUUCACCCUGCCAUUGAUAGCCAGUAGGCAGAAUGGCAUGAAAAGGGUCCAUAGCAAUAGCAACAAUAGCAUUAUAAUCUAUUACAGGGUAAAUGGGCAUGAAGUCUAUAUAUAGCAAAAGAGAUAUUGUUUAUAUAUUGUUUUAAUUAAUAUAAAAUGUAGUUACUGGUAUAGCUUUUAUUGUUGAAUUGAUAAGGCACUUUCAUUUUGCACCUUUUUCUUUUAAAUUAUAUGCUAGCGUGUUCACUGUUGUGCUGCAUGUGCACCAGAAAUUCGAGUUUAAUGGAGGGAGGUUUGGAAGGACUUGGGGCACUGCAAGGUGUUACUGCUGCUGUUUCCACAUUUACUUUUAAAGAGAGGCUGGUCAUAUCAUGAAACACCUUCAGUGAUUUGGGUGUCAUU